AUGAAUAAUUCCAACAACAUGUCUUCAAAUGGUGAUAAAGGACCAUUUCAAAAGCCUAUAAUAUAUACAAGUAGAGCGAAAAGUUUGAUUGCUCAAAAUAGUAGGAAUGGUUCGACAUUUAUUAAUAAUAAUGAAGUUGAAAAAAAUGUAACAACUGUUAUGGAUAAAAUAAAAAGGCUGUUUUCAAAUAAAAAUAUGAAUGAGUCUACAACAAGACUAAACAGUACUAAACUUAAAGAAGAUAGAAACAAUAAGGAAGAUAUAUCAAUAUCUAAAACAUUAAAACCUUUACCUCUUCCUAUGCAUGAUACGAAGGUUGAAUGGCAACCUGUAUAUCAUGAAACAUGCAAAAUAAAAUUACCUGUAGAAGAAAAUAACCAGAAAAUAUCUUUACCAGAAUAUUUGAUACAAGAUUGGGUGCACAAUCAAAAUAAAAUAUCUAAGAAUUUAUGUUCUUCCAAUAUGGAAAAUGAUGAAAAUGGUACUAUAAUAGACGAUUAUUUUAAUAGUAACAAAAAUGUUGAAACGAAAAAUAUUGAUAAAAAAAGUAAUGAUAAAAAAAAUAAUGAUAAAAAAAAUAAUGAUGGUAGUAGUAAUUGUUAUAGUAAUUGUUAUAGUAAUUGUAAUGAUGAGGAAGAAAAUUAUUCCAAUUUCAAAUACCACUAUAACUAUUAUUUAGUAGAUGAAUAUUUAGAAUCAUUGGUCGAAUCACAAAACAAAAUUUUGGAUGCAACUGGAUUAGAUGAACAAGGACAGUUAUAUGAAAAUGUAUGUCUAAAUGUUAAACCAAUAAUAAUGUCGAAACAGAGAUUAGAAAGUGGAGUACCUUAUGACCCAUCGAAAUUAAUGAAUUAA
Messenger RNA from Plasmodium gaboni, 855 nucleotides. RefSeq lists its product as hypothetical. NCBI's taxonomy places the organism in Eukaryota, Apicomplexa, Aconoidasida, Haemosporida, Plasmodiidae. The transcript has a single exon. The record is from RefSeq and is a predicted model, not a curated record. The coding region runs from base 1 to 855 and encodes 284 amino acids.